ACGGAAUGCAUUAAUCAAUGGUAGCAUUCCUUCUGAUAUUGGAGACUAUGAAGAUUUAAAGAUACUGGAUCUGGGUUUCAACAAUUUAACAGGCGAACUCCCAAGUUCUUUGUUCAGCAUGAGUUCCCUUACAUACUUGUUUCUUGGAAACAAUAGCCUGUCUGGACCUCUUCCAAGCCAAAAGAGCAAUCGACUUCCGACUAUUGAUUUGUCUUACAACUAUUUAUCAGGAAGCUUUCCCCAAUGGGUAACCACAAUAUCGCAACUGAACUUAGUGGUCAACAACUUCACAUUUGACAGUUCAAACAUAGAUCUUGCCGGAUUGAAUUGCCUCCAGAGGAAUUUUCCAUGCAAUCGAAAUACCCCUCUAUAUGCAAACUUCUCAAUCAAGUGCGGAGGACCACAAAUGAGAGGAAUUGAUGGCAUAUUGUAUGAAGCUGAUCAAGACUCAGCUCUUGGCCCAGCAAAAUUUUAUGUAACCAGUACACAGAAAUGGGCUGUUAGCAAUGUGGGUUUGUUUUAUGACGGAAACAAUCCAUCAUUUGUGGAAACCACCCUUACGGAAGUCACCGGUACAGAUGUGACCCCAGAGCUUUUCCAGACUUCAAGAGUGUCCCCAAGUUCACUGAGAUACUAUGGCCUGGGUCUUGAGAAUGGACCUUAUACCGUAACAUUGCAAUUUGCAGAAACGGUUUAUACUAGCCGUGCUACACAAACUUGGCAUAGUUUAGGAAGGCGUGUAUUUGAUAUCUAUAUUCAAGGGAACCUCAGAAGGAAGGACUUCGACAUAUCGAAGGAGGCAGGUGGGGUUAACAGAGCAAUUAAGAUACCCUUCAAGGUUAAUGUGACAGAGAAUUACCUAGAUAUUCAUCUGUUCUGGGCUGGUAAGGGAACAUGUUGCAUACCUAAACAAGGUGUUUACGGCCCGCUAAUAUCGGCUGUCCAUGCUGUUUCAGAUUUUACACCAACUGUUUCUGGGCUUCCACCAACUACUCCAGGAAAGAAGAGCAGGACUGGGUUGAUAGUUGGUAUUGCAGUCCCUGUUGGGGCUGUGAGCUUGCUAUUAUUAUUUGCAGUUCUAUAUAUGACGAGAAAAGAAUCAGAAAAAAAUGACGAUGAAGAUCUUCUAGGAUUAGGAUUCCGACCAAAUACUUUCAGUUAUGCUGAGUUGAGAGCUGCAACAGAAGAUUUUAAUCCUUCAAAUAAGCUAGGAGUGGGAGGAUAUGGACCUGUUUAUAAGGGUACACUUUCUGAUGGCAGGGUAGUGGCUGUGAAGCAACUUUCAGUAGCAUCUCACCAAGGGAAGAGUCAAUUUGUGACCGAGAUUGCUACGAUAUCUGCAGUCCAACAUCGCAACCUAGUGAAAUUGUAUGGAUGCUGCAUUGAAGGAAGCCACCGUAUUUUGGUUUAUGAGUAUCUUGAAAACAAGAGCCUUGAUCAGGCACUUUUUGGAAGAAAUGACUUGCACCUUGACUGGCCUACCCGCUUCAAUAUAUUGUUGGGAACAGCAAGAGGACUUGCUUACCUUCAUGAGGAGUCAAAGCCCAGGAUUGUACAUCGAGAUGUCAAAGCCAGUAAUAUUUUGCUAGAUGCAGAACUCUCCCCUAAAAUAUCAGAUUUUGGAUGGGCAAAGCUUUAUGAUGACAAGAAAACACACUUGAGCACCCGGGUUGCAGGCACAAUAGGCUAUUUGGCGCCGGAGUAUGCAAUGAGCGGACGUCUAACAGAAAAGGCUGAUGUUUUUGGUUUCGGGGUUGUUGCUUUGGAGAUCCUCAGCGGGAGACCAAAUUCUGACGACAACUUGGAUCCUGAGAAGAUUUAUCUUCUUGAAUGGGCAUGGACUCUAUAUGAAAACGACCAGAGUCUGGGGCUGGUGGAUCCGAGAUUGACAGAGUUUGAUGAAAAUGAUGCAACUAGAUUGAUAAAAGCAGCUCUCCUCUGCACUCAGGCUUCACCAAUGAUGAGGCCAUCGAUGUCACGUGCAGUGGCAAUAGUUUCUGGAGAUAUUGAAGCAAGCACUGUUAUGUCAAAGCCAAGUUAUUUGGCAGAUUGGGAUUUCAAAGAUGUAACCACAAGUAGCUUUUUGGUGGAUGAUGAUACCUCAUCAACUGAAAGCGAUGUUCUCCUCAACCAUCAGCUUGAAGGGAGCACAACUGGUGCUAGCCCCGGGAUUGACCCUGCCUUGUCUCCGGUAAAUGUGACUGGAUCAAUGCUCACUGGCAUUAUAGGAGAAGGAAUGUGAGAAGUAAGAAGUUUCCAUUGUCUUUCCUUUGCUGUAAAUCUGGGACUCUCUGACUGCUAAAACUUUUCUACAUUUUGUACUUGUCUUUGUGUCUUUCUGCCUUUAGUUUA
Messenger RNA from Prunus avium (sweet cherry), 2352 nucleotides. The record is from RefSeq and is a predicted model, not a curated record. Lineage: Eukaryota; Viridiplantae; Streptophyta; Magnoliopsida; Rosales; Rosaceae.